AUGUCUGCUAACUCAUCACUAUGUCCGAAAAUCGAUGUGCUUUAUUGGGAUGCAUCGAAUGUUUACAUUGAAUGUCCUUACUGCGAAGAGAGACAUUGCCACGGUAUGGUACUUCCAGGCAGACGUCUUUCGCACUGUAACACUGGCCAAUACGAGUUCAUACUUCCUAUCGACGAAAGCAGCGAGCUUGUUGGCUAUGAGAUUGACAAACGAAGGGCCCGCUUCGUGAAUGUUGGCUUGCGGACAGUCCAAGGGGAUGAGACUUUACAUUCUCCAGAGCAAUAUGAGUGCGAAUUGGACGAUCGUUUUCGCUCCGCAAUGAAUAUCUCGGUCGCAGAGCGAAAUUCAGCACCUGCCUUGAAUCUUUAUGAAGAUUCAAGAGAGCUUGAAACUAUCGUCAUUUCAGACGAUGACACUUUUGAGGAAAAGAGGAUUCUAUUCGCCAUUUCAGAAUGCAUAUGUGGCAAUUUGCAUACAAUAGGCCAAUAUCUCAGUACUUCGGCCGAAAAGAAACUCUUUCUGACCGGUAAAAACAAGAAUGGAGACACUACUCUGAUUAUGGCUGCAGCGGAGAAGAACCAUGAGAUGGUAUCGUUCCUUCUACAAAAUGGUGCAGAUGCAAACGCUAUCAAUAAUAACGGACGAACUGCACUUAUGGAAGCAGCGCUCUGGGGCCGAAUUGAAAACAUAAAAGUGUUGCUUAGCGCCAAUGCCAACAAACACCUUAAAGACCAUGAGGGUCGCUGUGCAAUGGAUUUGGCACAGCCAACUCGCAAGAACGAAAAAGAAAGGUAUUGGCGUUCUAGUCUUGCUGCUGCGGAUCGUGUACCCGAGCGUGAUAGAGAUAGACGGCAUAUUGUGAUCCUGCUCAGAGAUCCGGUCGACGCCAAGGAGCAGCAUAAGUACACUGGACCACUUUCGGAGAGUGAAUGCAACAAAUACCGCUUCAGGAAAUCUGGAUCUGAGAUGGCCAUAACAUUUUAUGGGCCCAUUUGCAGCUACCGUGUGCCAUAUAUCACCAAAACUGCCGCCGUUCUCGAUCGGGGAGAUCAAUUCGCUCGUAUAUCGGCAACCAGUGGUUGGGCUCCUGGUGCUCUACCUCCAGAUGAUAGAAGUAGACUGAGAUGGAUUGAGCAAGUCUAUUGCAUUGCAUCCAUAUAUUUUGCUUCCCAUGCGGAAAAGAAGUUGAUCGCAUACUUUAUAGACAGGCACGUGUUCAUGCCUCAAGACACAGAGCCUGAUCAGAAGUUGGAAAGGUCAAUUCUUAAAGCAGAAGCCUCUCUCGAAGAGGGAAAGCACUUGUUCUUAGCCUGGGCAAAGGUGUGCGAUCUUGAAGAGAAAAGGGGAGAGUUGAACCGCCGGCUCUUCGACGCAGAUGACCAACUACUGGGUGAUUGCUAUGAUGAGCAAGAGGUCGAAACACUGAAACACGAAAUUGAUGCGAUCAAUGAACAACUUUCAACCCUUGAGUUGGACGCUAAUGUAGCUGCAAUGAGGGCUACGGAGAAAGAGAUAGGCAUUUUGUCGAAAAGAAAUGAGAUGCAUCAGCGUCUGAUGGAGCUGAGUAGACAUCAGCCGCGUAUCUCAUUGAAGCAGGCAGUCAUACUGAGUAGCAACAAGAUUUGCGACGACUGUGAUAUGUUUAAGAGAAAAGUGAACAGUUAUUUUCAACUGGAAAUCGAUAUGAACUGGCGCACCUAG
Messenger RNA from Bipolaris oryzae ATCC 44560, 1701 nucleotides. RefSeq lists its product as uncharacterized. The transcript is spliced from 2 exons. The record is from RefSeq and is a predicted model, not a curated record. The coding region runs from base 1 to 1701 and encodes 566 amino acids. Gene Ontology annotation, molecular function: protein binding. Lineage: Eukaryota; Fungi; Ascomycota; Dothideomycetes; Pleosporales; Pleosporaceae.